AUGAGUUCGUCGUACCAGUGGUUCAUCGAUUUUGUAGAUGGUCGUCUACUAUUCGCAAUCCCGAAAAAAGGGAGGCUUCAUGAUAAAUGUCUCUCUAUAUUGGCCGGCGCCGAUAUACAGUUCCGGAGAAAUGACCGACUUGAUGUCUGCCUGGUUAAGAACCACCCAAUCGCACUUGUAUUCCUCCCCGCAGCGGACAUUCCGUCCUUUGUCGGCCACGGAAACGUCGAUCUCGGGAUAACGGGUCACGAUGUCAUCCUCGAGUCCAAAAUGCAAGGACAGAUUACCGAAGUCCUUCGCCUGGGGUUUGGCAAGUGUAAACUUCAAGUCCAAGUUCCCGAAGCGGGGCCUAUCAAAAGCGUGCAGGACCUUGCGGGAAAACGCGUAGUGACAAGUUUUGAAGUUCUCGCAGGUGAGUAUUUCGGGAAGCUGGAUGCGGAACUUAGGUUAGACGGAGAGAAGCAGACUCACAUUGAGUACGUGGGUGGGAGCGUGGAGGCUGCGUGUGCUUUGGGUUUGGCGGACGGUAUUGAAUCCGGAGAUACAAUGCGUGCGGCAGGCUUGCAUGCAAUAGCAACUGUUCUGGAAACGGAAGCCGUUCUCAUCAAGUCGAGUGUUCCUAAACACACCGCUCUUGAUCCUCUCAUUGCCCAGAUCACGAGUCGAAUCGCGGGGGUUGUCGCUGCAAGCAAAUAUGCGAUUUGCCAAUAUAAUAUACGCAGAGAUCGAGUUCCCGAAGCUGUGGCUAUCACUCCGGGACGGAGAGCUGCUACUAUAGCCCCUCUUGAGGAAGAGGGUUGGGUGGAAGUAAGCAGUAUGGUUGAGAAGAAGAAGAUAGCUGAUAUCAUGGACGAGCUGAUGAGGAUCGGUGCAGAAGAUAUAUUAAUUUUUGGUCUGGACAAUUGUAGAGUCUAA
Molecule: messenger RNA, 915 nt
Organism: Desarmillaria tabescens
Lineage: Eukaryota; Fungi; Basidiomycota; Agaricomycetes; Agaricales; Physalacriaceae
Product: ATP phosphoribosyltransferase
Exons: 6
Coding region: 1-915 (304 amino acids)
Biological process (GO): L-histidine biosynthetic process
Cellular component (GO): cytoplasm
Molecular function (GO): magnesium ion binding; ATP phosphoribosyltransferase activity
Source: RefSeq, a predicted model, not a curated record